Messenger RNA from Pseudopipra pipra, 9802 nucleotides. It is a transcript of the gene RGMB, whose product is annotated as repulsive guidance molecule BMP co-receptor b. The transcript has 3 exons. Gene Ontology annotation, biological process: BMP signaling pathway. Bases 147 to 1424 code for a protein of 425 amino acids. Gene Ontology annotation, cellular component: plasma membrane. Lineage: Eukaryota; Metazoa; Chordata; Aves; Passeriformes; Pipridae. Gene Ontology annotation, molecular function: coreceptor activity. The record is from RefSeq and is a predicted model, not a curated record.
UUGUGCGCGCAGAGACCCGGCCCGGCCUGUCCUCUGACGGGGCCGCCCCGUGGAGCGGGAGGAGGAGCGGGAGCAGGAAGGGCUGAGGAGGAGGGCGAAGGAGAGGCACGGAGGAGGACGUCGCCCGCCCGCGCCGCCGCCGCCUCAUGCCGCGGCCCCGUCCUGCCGCCGGGGCUGAGCCGCGGCUGAGCCUCCGGCCGCUCCUGGCCCCGCUGGGGCUGCUGCUGCUGCUGCCGGGCGCAGGUGACUGCCAGCUGCACACAUCUUGUGGAAUCCAGAAGUGCACCACUGAUUUUGUGUCCUUCACUUCCCAUCUAAACGCAGCUCUUGAGGACUUUGAUCUGGAGUUCUGCAAGGCCCUGCGCGCGUACUCUGCGUGUACCUAUCGCAAUUCCAAAGUAUGCCGUGGAAACCUGGUCUACCAUUCUGCAGUACUCGGGAUCAGCGACCUCAUGGCCCAGAGGAACUGUACCAAAGAUGGACCAACAUCCUCCACCAACCCUGGAAUGACCCAUGAUCCUUGCAAUUACAGCGGCCACACAGAAGCCAGAGAACAUCAGGGAGGGGAGAAGACUCCUGCUCCUACUUAUCUAUUUUGUGGCUUGUUUGGUGAUCCACAUCUGAGGACUUUUAAGGAUCACUUCCAGACAUGCAAAGUGGAAGGUGCUUGGCCCCUCAUAGACAAUAACUACUUGUCAGUGCAAGUGACUAACGUGCCUGUGGUCCCAGGAUCCAGUGCUACUGCUACAAAUAAGAUAACUAUUAUCUUUAAAUCAUACCAAGACUGUACAGAACAGAAAGUGUAUCAAGCGGUGACUGAUGACUUGCCUGCAGCUUUUGUGGAUGGUACAACGAGUGGAGGUGAUGGGAACACCAGGAGCUUGAACAUCGUGGAGAAGGUCAGUGGGAAGUACAUCGAGAUGCACGCCCGGCACAUCGGGACCACGGUGUAUGUGCGGCAGCUCGGACACUACCUGACGCUGGCCAUCCAAAUGCCUCGGGAACUGGUCAUGGCCUACGAGGAGGGCCAGGACCUGCAGCUCUGUGUCAACGGCUGCCCCUCCAGCGAACGCAUUGAUGACAGCGGUCACUUGCCGUUGCCUGUGAUGAGCAAAUUGCUUCCUCAGGGCAGUGCUGCCCAUCCCCGAUCAGGGUACACACUGGAAACCGCCACCACCAAAUGCCAUGAGAAGAUGCUGGUGAAGGACAUCUAUUUUUACUCAUGUGUAUUUGACCUGCUCACUACAGGUGAUGCCAGCUUCACAGCUGCUGCUCACAGUGCCUUGCAGGAUGUGGAGGCGCUGCAUCCCAGAAAAGAGCACUGGCAUAUCUUUCCCAGGAGUAGAGCUGGUGUUGUGGGGAGGGAUAACAAAUUCUUUGUCCAUCUUGGACUCGUGUCCUUUAUCCUUGUUGUGUUUUUGUAGUUUGUUUUUUUUUUUUUUGUCUGUAAACAAAGUUUUGAAAUAUAUAUUGUCAUAAUAUAUUGAGUAAAGAGGAGUAUAUAUGUAUAUACCAUGUAUAUGAAGGGAUGUUUUGUCUUGGGACACCCACCAGAUUGUACAUAUUGUUAACUGUUUUCAUAUAUGUUUGAUGCAGUGUUCUUUGUAUCUAUUUGUUUUACAGUUGUUGAAAUGUUUUAUAAUGUCCCUGCACUGGGACCUGAUAGACAGCACUUUAUUUUUUACAUAUUAAAUAUUUAAGUGUGUAUCUGAGUAACUGUGUAUUACACAUAAAAUACUCAGUGCUCCCUCUAAGUACUACUUGGUUUAACACAUUUUUUUAAAUUGAAUUAACUUGUGGGUUUUUCCAAGAGAGCUUUACUUAAUGCCAAACGUGAAUAUUUUGAAGCUAGUGAAUGGUCUCUGGAGAGAGCUUAAACUUAAAGGGAAUGCUUGCUUUUUUUCACAGGCCCUCCAGUUGUCUGUCUUUUAGAAGCCUACAGAUUUAUAUUUUUUUCAUGCUUGGAAACCCCACAGUGUGUCAGUCUUUGCAAAACAUUUUAGAUGUGGUUCAUCAGUAUACCAGUAAGUAUAUGUGUGUAUGUGAAAGAGUGGCUAUGCAGUGUAUAAAUAUUUUGAAUUAUUACAGUAGAAGAAUAGUUGCCUGCCCUGCUGAGGAACGUCAGUAAUGUGGUGUGACCCCUGGUGGGGUGCAGAGAAAUUGGGGAUGUAGGCCACAUACUGGGCAGGCAAUUUAUAAAUAAAGGCUGUUUGUCUCCUAGCCAAAUAGUAUGGAUAGGAUAUUGGAUAGGAAUGUGCUGAAUACAGUUCUUAUACUUCUUGCAGAUGGUUGUUUUCCCUCUACUAAAUAAGAUGUGUAGUUAAAUUUAUGACCAGCAGCUGUAAACCAGGCCAGUUUAUUAAAGAGAUAGUGUGUGAGGAACCAAGAGCAGGAACCAUCCCCUCAGGAUACCAGUUUUACAGUUCCUUUGCAAUGUUUGUGGAGAUACUUAGAAGAGCUUUAGCACAGUUAUCUGUGUUACUGCUGCAUUCCUCCUGAGAGGUGUUAUAAAAAUCCUCUUUUUAAGUUAAUGGAGAACUCUCAGACCAGAAGAACCCUGGAAUAGAAAAUUAUUUGCCAUAAAACUAAAGAAGAGGUGGUGAAGUUGGAAGAAAAAAUUAUAUAGAAGAGUCCAUAAAAUUACAGAACAGGAUGACCUGCUAAGUAUAUAUGGAAGCUAUAAUAUUUCAUCUGCAGGGCUAAUCACACAGUGUGAAGGUAAAUCGAAAGUGCCAAAAGUCAGAUGCAUACCAAGACAGACCUAAAAACGACGACUUUGAAUGUUACUUUGCUAAGCUCGUGUUACAGCUAGGAUUUGAGCUGUGUGAGGAACAAUCUUAUGUGGUAAAUAUAUCAGCAAAAUGAUCUGUAGAAAUUGCUGUAGAAAGCAAAGGGAGCUUUAAAUAUAUAUAUGUUUACUGUACACAGAAGGCAGCUGUCAUACCUGCAAGGAUUCACUCUCCCAGGUGUUGAUCUAUCACCACAAGCUCUGCAGAAGGCAGUGUGACGUUUAUCAGUAUUUUAGUGCCACAGCCUGUCAGCUGUUACUGACACUACGUGUUGUUUGUCUUCAACAAGCUGGGCAAUGCCUUGGAUAUUAGUGGCUUAUCCAAAACAGUUUUUUAAGUAUCUUCUUAACCAGAGUGUUUCCUAACCAUAUGCUAACAAUGGCUGAUGAUGGUUCUCUGUAGUGUGGAGUCUGGCAACUUCUAUAGGAAGCAUGUUGCAGGACUGAGCAGAGACUGUGUGCUUAAUCCUUCAUUUUGUAUGUACAGAAGGCUCCUAAACAAGGAUAUUAUGAAAGGAAAUAAUAGGUUUAACUGCCUGUCAAACCAAAAAUACUUUUUUAUUUCCUGACUGGAAGAAAAAUCUGUAUAGAGCAUCUGUUAAGUGGAACGCAACCUGAGAGAACAACCUGGCUUUUGUUCUUAUGGUCAAGUUACAGCCCUUCAGUAUUGCAUUUCCUUUCAGACUGCUGCUGUACUGCCAGAAAGUAGAUCAUCAACUAUUUACAUUUUCUUACCUUGGCAUUAUGGUUACCAUGCAUUUGUUUUAUGAGUUUUGAGGCUGUGCAAGUGCCUAUUUACUUAUAUACACUGCAAAGUGAAGCAAGCAGUGUUGCAAGCUUUGUACUGUCUAAUGAGAGUUUCAUUAGUGGACAUGUUUUGAAAAAAAGCCCAGGAGUCUUGUGGCUUUCUUCUGUUUUGUCACACACACAGAACAGUUUACAAUCUUGAAUUUGUUUUCUUCAUGUAAGUACAGCUGUGGUGUUUUACUGAAAUUUUCAUGCUUAGGUUAUUUAAUUCCCAUCUCUAUCUUGACUGGUACGAAUUCUUUUCUGUCUUUCCCUAUUCCGGUUAUUACAGACUGCUAUCUACACAAUGUCCAAACAGGACUAGUAAUGAUUUCCUUUUUUUUAAAAGGUGUUUUUUACAAGGUAAAUGUUCUCUGUGUUGUGCUGCUACUUCUCUCCAGAUGUAUUCAAAACAAACAAGAAUUGUGGGGAUCAGUGUUGUUCAUUAGAUUUUAUCAUUGUUAUUAGUUAUCAUCUUGUGGAGAGCAAAAUAGCCACGGAUCAAGUACAAGUAUGCAGGUAAAUUUGUGAUGCUGAUGUAGAACAAUUGCAUCUGAUCUGAUUCUGAAUUCUUUAUCUUUGUAAACUAAAGUUCAUUGAAAUUAAAAGCUGCUGAUAGUAAACAACUGUGAACAGUAAGAUUGAUUACAGUCUUCGUGCUGGGCUGUGUAUCUAUCAUAACUAGAUAUAAAAAGGACAUUGUGUCAUAUGUGGAGUGCCAAUAACAUUUACAGGGAUUAUUUUAAUGAUUACACUAGUUUUAAAGCUUAAUUUCCACUUUUAUCUAUACUCCAACAGUAGACAAAUACUCCAUUAAAUACACAAAAUAUGUACAUGUCAUUGAUUCUAGUAUGUGCUGAGGGCUGGAUCUGUGAAAGAUUUUAUAUGUAUGUUUGGUGUGUCAAGCAUUUAAAUCUGAAACUGAGACACACAGUUUCAGCUUGAACCCUGAUGUUUCUUUAGGAUCUCUGCUUUCCUUCUUAGUCCAGUAAAGCGUCUCAAGGAAUCUGUAUUUUGCUGCUGAGCAGAGGAAACAAAUGCGGUCUUGAGUUUGUAUCUGCACACUAGUCAGAUUUAAAUGUUGUUCAUUUGUCUGGUUUACUUGUGGGACUUUUUUGGCAGUCACCUGACCUGCUCACUCGUGUUUGGCAGAUAAUGGUAAGAGUUAUUUAGACUGUAGUGGUGUUAAGCACUCUGCUGGAGUUUGGGAGAGGCAAGUUGAAACUCCUCUUCUGUCUUGGUCUUUCACAUCUGGUGAGACUAACAGCUGGGAGCUAUUAUGGAAUAGUGCCAUUCUGUGGUGUUACCAAGGGAUAGCUUUAUCCAAACAAGGUCUUAGUUGCCUUAAAGGAGACGAGGCAUACUUUAGUGAUUGAGAGGUAUUUCAUCUAAAUUAGGUAAACUAAACACGUAAGCCUUCUCUGUAUUCAGUGAAGUAAAUAGCAAUAUUGUAGGUUGGGUUGAAUUGCCUUCUGGAGAUGCCUACUGCUAUUGUUCUGUAGAGGGGGAAGCCCAGACAGCUAUUUUAAAAUGAAAUUAGUCUAGCCCUCAAGGGUACAUUUUAAAUUCCAGCCUAGGUUUGUAUCCAGCGACAAUCUGCUUACUCGAGACAAGCCAGCUGAUCCAGCACUUGCUGCAUAGCACCCCAUCUGUCUCCCAGGCCUAUCUGAUGGAUAGAUACACCUUGGCCUCUGAAAGCCUCACAGCAGACCUGGGCCUGGCCUGUACUCUUUGAUUCUCUUGAAAGCAGACCUGAAUAAGGCAACAAAGCCCUCCCUUCCUUGCUGUCCUGGCCCCUUCUCCCCUCCCAAGGCAGGUUUGUGCGAGGCAGGGGAAGGCCAGAAAAGGAAAAAAAAAAAAAGCUGAAGUUGGGACAAAGGAGAGAAACUGAGAGGGUAAAGUCUUAGUGGUAAGGCUUCUGAUCUUGAUUUUGGCCUUUAAAUCCCAGACUGUUUACUUUUUCCAGUGAAUGAUGCAAAGUAUAGAAAAAGGCUGCAUAGGAGCAAGGGCUGUAUUUUCUAAUUGGAGUGUUUUAUCUUUUAGACUGUUCUUUGGUGUCCUGUGCUGCCAUUACCAUGCAAGUGUUUUAUGGAAAGCAAAAGUUUCAACAGCUGAGGUUGCCAAAACCUUAAAUACCCUGCAGCCAAAUUGUUAAUGUGUUUGACUAGAAAGUAAGAGAUAGUGUGUGUUUGAAUCCCUGCUCCAAAUUGUUUAAAGAAGAUGUGUAAACAAGGUUUCUUGCCUUCUCAGGUGACUGUAAUAAUCUUUAUCCUGCUGGGUUUAUCAACUUUUAUCUGGCUAGAUCCAUCUGCUAUCCUUUCUCAGGAAAAAUGCUAAGCUUUUUCGUACCAGUCUACUUGGAAGUGUAUGAGACCUGCCUUCAAAGGGUGUGUUAGGUUUGAAACACACCCCUCCCACUUCCUGUAGGUGGGAUGCAUUGGAGAAAUAACUCUUUCCAUGACCCUGUCUCUCUGUAGAGGGAGCCUAAUGGUGGCUACCCUUGUGGUGCAUAGGGCAAGUUAAAAAGUGAGGUACAUCACUGUUUGUGAUGCCAUCUCUUAUCCCUUGUUCCUGACCUAUAUGUAGUUCCAGUGGUUUGGCAUGACCUGCCUUCAUUUAGUUCUUGCUUCUACAGGUGCUGCCAGUCAUCACUCCCCAGCCUCCUGAAAACACAGUGAACUGAUUCCCUUAAAAAUAAGUAAGUUGAUCCGAAGGCAUGAGAGAGAAUUUGUUACCAGGAUAGGCUUUUUGAAAAACAUUUUUUUUUCAUUUAGUAAUUUUACAAUCCUUCAGCAAUUAUAAAUUCUGUAAAAAGGCCCUCCCUAAUCAUUAAAAUGUGGCUUGCACAGUAGUGUUUGAGAUCUUUGGAAUGCCAGCAUUUUUUUUUCAAUACUUACGUAAAAAAGAAGUCACAAGUCUCACCUCUUCUUGCAAAUGAAGUGGCCUUUAUUACGGUAAAGAGAUCAAUAAUUAGUCCCAAUGGGAAAUCAGAUACAGAUAUUCCUCUAUAAUAAGAAUAAUUGCUGAAAAAUCAAUUCAGAUGUGUCUGUGUAAUCAGUCUGCCCUUUCUCCACAGCUAGUCAAGGCUCCUCAGUCAAAAAAUAUCAAAUCCUUCAGGGAUUACCCUCUGUGUGUGAGUCCUUGAAAGUUUUCCAUAUGCAUAUUCGUUGACAGAAGUGCUAAGAGUUUCUUCUUUGUCAGCAGAUCUUCUUGACAGACUAUUGAUUACUUUUUGACUUUCGUUGGGUGCACUGUUUUGUAUGGUUGGCAGUCCUGAUGUGGCUGAUUCACUGACACAAGCAGAGGGCCUGUACAAGUGGAAACACUUUCUGCUUUGGGGUUUAGACUCUGAUAAAAAUCAGAAAAGCAAGACAAAUAGAGCUUUCUUCAAAAAAGUGUUAGGAUAUUGCUUCUACAUUGUCUGAUGGGAGCAGAAGUGUAAAGAAAUCUCUACUUCUGUUUCUUUGACUUAUUUCUACACUGGCUCAACCAGAGCAAACUGUUGUCAGCAGCUGGAGUGUGUUACAUGAUCUUCUGAAACAUUUCUUCCCAUUUAGUUCCACCAGGAAAGAUCCAUUUCAUCCAGUCAGAGAUGUGAAUCAAAAGCAAAGUAAGAGGGGAGAGUGUAAUAAGGAGGUUGACUUCAAAAGUGAAAACAUUACCAGCUCUUUCAGUCUUAAGAGAAAGUCUUGUCUGGUAGUGCUAACAAUUAUAAUGCAAAUUCUUAAAAUCAACAUUAUAUGUAAUACCUCUCUGGGUAAAAAAACAAUCAAACCCCACAGCCCUGCAAUCUAAAACCAGGUCCUUUACAAGUGAAUGAAUUAUCUAAUGACAAGAAGUAAAAGCCCUCCCUGUUUCAACUUUGCUCAGAAAAUAUUUUUACUGACUAUUUAAAAUGCCGGUUAAAUGGCAGUACAUUGGCCUCUGGUGGAGUACUUGCCUUAAACAAAGAGCUGUUAAUUGCAGUCUAAUUGUGGACAAUAAGGGUUAUCUGAACAGUCAGUAAUGAAACUUCCCCAGGUAACAAUGUAAGUAUUUGUUGUUUUUUUUUAAAGUAAUUUCCCCUCAGUGGGGGGUUCUUUAUUAAAUGUGCAUAUGGGUCACUAUGUACAUAGAGAGUCUCCUUUAUUUUUAAUCUCUGGAUAUAAUUUUCUAAUGUGCUAGAGUGACUAUUUGGUGAUUUAGACACACUAAGACAAGUAGGAAUUUCUCCAUCUUGCCUUUUCAUCUCUUCAUUACCCAUAGAAUCAGCAUUCAGUCUACCCACUCACGAAGGAGGAAUACAAUUCCUCCAUUCUUCAUUUAUUUCAUCCUUACACAUAGCUUUGAAUAUAGGGAUUAGAGUAUUGUGUAUCAGCUUUGGCUGAAUCUCUGAAUUUUGAGGAAGCUCUUUCCCCUGCCUGUGACCUCCAAAGUUUUGUUUCAAGCUUAUAGCACUCACCAUUAGCUGCAUUUUUCUGUAAAGAGACAAAGCACUUCUCAUAACUUCCUUACAAUGAGGAGGAAGCGGAGUUGAAGUUACCAUUCCAUCUAUAGCUAUUCAGCAAUGCCUUCCCACUCUGCCACCCACAAAAUGUAAUUCAAGCAAGCAAAUAUGCAGCCACAAGAAGAAAUUCACAUUUCAUUUUGAAGUUAACAGAGCUUUGCAUUUUCACUUUACAACUCUUACAGAUUUUCUACCUAGACAGAAAAAAUCCAUAACAUAACCUCAUACACAUGGAUAAUGCCUAUUCUGUUUCUGGGGUUAUAUCAAGAAAACCCUUGCCAAAGGCUAUAGCCCCUGCAAAUUUACAAACCCCAGUUUUUGCACAUGAGCCUUGAUUUUGAACAUCCACAAAUCCAUGAUGAGAUGCAUCCCAAGAUCCUGAGGGAGCUGGCAGAUGUUGCUAAGCUGUUGAAAAGCCAUGGCAAUCAGAUGAAGUCUGUAGUGACUACAUGCUCUGUGCAUGUAGAGAGGUGCCCAGUCAUCAUGACUUUCUGGAAAGGGGGUGAGAACUUUCACCAUCAUUCAGUCCUCUUUGCACAUCCUUAUUUGUGUGGAGCCAGCCUCCUGCCCUAUUUUGCUGGCUGCAAGGUCUCUCUUGUCCACAUCACUCUGAGACCUUUGCUUGUGAAUCCAUGUCACAACUACCUCUCUUGAUGGUGGAUCAUCAUCUCCCCCUCCUUGCUGUUCCUAAUUCAAAGCUCUUCUCACUAGGCUUGACAGACAUGAGAAGCUGUUCUGCCACAGUCAAGUCACGUGGGACCAAUUAUCCAUUCUUAUCUUCAAAAUGGCCUGGUGGUCAUAAAAGCUGAAGCCUCUGAGACCAGCUGCAAAAGUGGUUGUUGAUCCACAGGAUCUGUCCACUCCUCAAAUUCCUCCUUUUGCUGGCAAAUGGUACCACAGGACCCUGGUGCCCUUGGUCCUCACCUCCAGAGCGACACAGUCAUUCUUGUUCUGCUCCAGGUCCUCCCUGGCCACAUGGGUGGUGCUUGAGUUGGCCAAGAACCAGAGAAGCCUUGGCAGCCUCCCCACAGAACCCAUGUGAAGCAGCAAACCUCUUUAGACCUGGGUCAGUCUGGUCACCAGGACCUCUGCCCACCACAGGCAGUUCCUCUUUGCUCUCACUUCCCAUCUCCCCCUAGCUGCUGCUGCCAGAGGCUCAGAGGCUGCCAGAUGUGGGGGUGUCAUCAGAUGGUGAUAUCCCAGCCCCUUAUCUGUUACCAGGGCUCUGAAUCUCUUCUAUAGUACAGAUCUGCAGGUGGGGCAGGAUACCCUCCAGUUUUUGCCCCCUGUGACUCUGCAUUUCCCACACCUGGAUGCGUGCACGGACUUUGCCUCCAUUCUCCAGUGCAGCAGUUCAGGCUCCCGAGUCAAGCUGACAUAUCCCUUACUGCUACAGUUCGGAGAUAUGAUUGCCUAAGGUCAGGCACAGGUUAACAAGACUCAGAAGCACUGCCGUGGACUGUAAUUAAGAUUGGUGAAUUGCUGGAAAUACUCUCCUUUGCUCUUGUCAUCUGUCUGCUUUGCUCUUUUUCAUAUACCCUAAUGGUUCUGCAAUUCUAUUACAGUAUUAACCAAACACAUGAUGAAAGUUUCACUUUCUUUAUCCACCAGCUGCAGCAUUGAUCUUAAAGGUCUUCUCUUAGGUUAUGUGAUUCUUUGCUCUUCUGUUCUUGUCCCUCUUUCUGGUGUUGUAAACUCUACCUGAAAUAUUAAUCAAUAAAGUACAUCAGAAAUAGCCAUAA